Xenopus tropicalis (tropical clawed frog) is the source of this 3249-nucleotide messenger RNA. It is a transcript of the gene mindy3, whose product is annotated as MINDY lysine 48 deubiquitinase 3. The record is from RefSeq and is a predicted model, not a curated record. Gene Ontology annotation, biological process: protein K48-linked deubiquitination. Gene Ontology annotation, molecular function: cysteine-type deubiquitinase activity; K48-linked deubiquitinase activity. Gene Ontology annotation, cellular component: nucleus. The coding region runs from base 283 to 1608 and encodes 441 amino acids. The transcript is spliced from 16 exons. NCBI's taxonomy places the organism in Eukaryota, Metazoa, Chordata, Amphibia, Anura, Pipidae.
UUGAGGUUCAAGAACAACUGAAGCUGCUAUAGUUUGGACAAGCCUGAUUUUUGCAACCCUACGACAAAUAGCUCUUCCCUAACUCCAGCUCUAACUGCCUGCAGGGUGCAGCUUGAGGGCAACUGGUCCAAGAUACUUCAGUGAACAUUGCUUCACCAUCAGUUUUUAUUAAGCACCGUUUUCUUGGCCUACCUCGGUCAAUAAUUACAUGAUUCGUGUUGAAAGGAGAAAUCUGUCUAAAACAGCUUUAUUCAGAGAGGCAAGAGAAGCCAAGGGUGAAUCAUGUCAGAAUGUGACAAAGAACUGGUGGACAUGGUGUGGGGUAGGAACAAUUCCAAUGGUUUGGCGGACUCUGUGUUUAAGCGGUGGACUCAAGGAUUUGUCUUCAGUGCCUCAGAACCAACAGCAUUAGAGCAAUUUGAAGGUGGUCCAUGUGCCGUGCUUGCACCUGUACAGGCUUUUCUUCUAAAAAGGCAAUUGUUUAACACCGAGCAUUCCAACUGGAGGUCUUGCCAAGAUGAAGAGCAGAAGGAAAUCCUGUGCCACACUCUAAGUGAUAUUCUUGAGAUUGUUAGCUUUAAUUCAAAUUCAUACUGUUUGGCGAGCUGGCUUAAAGAGAAAGCUACACGGGAGACAGAGCAGGAGAAUCCUGCAGAGUCUAGUCAGCAGAACGAGCAGCCUACUGCCUUGGCUGCAGAGGAGCUUGGCUUUGAGCGGUUUCAUGCAUCAAUUCAAAAAAGAAAAUUCAACAGCUUAAGUGAACUCAAAGAAGCCGUUCUGGAAACCUAUUCCACAUGGAGAAAUAAGUAUGGAGUCCUGCUUUUCCUGUACUCUGUUAUUCUCACUAAGGGAAUUGAAAAUGUCAAAAAUGAAAUUGAAGAUGCAGAAAGGCCUUUGAUUGACCCAGUGUAUGGGCAUGGCAGCCAAAGUUUAAUCAACCUCCUCCUAACUGGACACGCUGUCUCCAACGUGUGGGAUGGGGAUCGCGAAUGCUCAGGGAUGAAACUGCAAGGUAUUCACAGCCAUGCAGAUGUGGGAUUCCUAACAAUACUGGAGUCAUUACGGUUUUGUAAGGUUGGCUCCUUCUUGAAAUCACCAAAGUUUCCUAUCUGGGUAAUUGGAAGUGAAACUCAUCUCACAGUGUUUUUUACAAAGGAAAUGGCUCUUGUUGCCCCAGAGGCUCCUUCUGAACAAGCAAGGAGAGUAUUUGAAACCUAUGAUCCAGAAGAUAAUGGAUUUAUUCCUGAUGCCGUGCUAGAGGAUGUUAUGAAAGCUUUGGACCUUGUGUCAGAUACAGAUUACGUAAACCUCAUGAAGACUAAAUUAGACCCAGAAGGGCUAGGUAUUAUUUUACUGGGACCCUUUCUGCUGGAGUUUUUCCCGGAGCAGAGUUCGAAAGUUCCAGAAUCUUUUACUGUGUAUCAUUACAAUGGAUUAAGGCAGUCUAACCAUAACGAGAAGGUCGCUUACAUUGAAGGAACAGCUGUGAUGGGCUUUGAAGACCCAAGAUUACAGACGGAUGAUACUCCUGUCAAAUGCUGUCUACAGACCAAAUGGCCAUUUGUAGAACUUCUGUGGUCCGCAGACAGGCCCCCAUCAUUAAUUUAAUGGAACACUGCAACACACUGGAUAUUGCAGUCUUUCAUUUUAAUGUAUAUUGCACUGAAAUCAGUUACAGCAAAUCCCUUUAAUGGGCAAAUGUUCCCACAAGCAACAUGUAUUGCAUAUUUAUCUUCUUAUUUUCUUUCUUGUAUUGGCAACAGAGAACAAAGGUAUCGCACCCCACUAAUAAUGGUGAAAGGCUUACCUCCACACAAGUGUUUGGAUUUGGUGCCCUCCUGUCUCCAAUCUCUGUGUGGCAGCCCAUUUAAUAAUAGAAGCAGGUGAUGGACAUAAACACUUUGGAUAAAAUGUUUUCCACAUCAUUAUAAGUACACCACAGAGCCUUCUAGUGCCCAUUUAGGGUCCAACAUUUGGUCAGCCUCCACCAUUACCCCAUUAAAGGCUUUCUAAUAGAAUGAUAACAUAAUAAUAAUAAUAAGUCAUGCUUUAGUUCCAUUAAUUCCCAAUCUAACUGGCUUUUAGGCCUACCCACUGAUUUGUGACCUUCUGCUUUGGAAACUUUACUAAAAUUUCCACUGCUGACUUUUGCUUAGUACGAGGUAAUACCUACACUGGCAUAAUUUAUAGUGUUUCGUUAUACAAACUAAUGUAGGAAUUGUUUUUGACAAAAAGUUAUGACAAACCAUGUCCCCUGGGCAGGGGGCCCAUGCUAAAGGCCAGUAAGGAGCAUUUGGGAAGAACACCUGUUUUCUCCUUCAGAUACUCCUGAAAGCCCAUUUUAAGUGUUAAUUAUAGUGAGAUUUGGGGGGUGCACACUUACUUGCUGUCUUAAAUAUUCUUAGAGCUAUAACUAAAUGGCAGAUACCAUGAUGUUUACAUAGGGGACCCUGUUGGGUCUCAAAGAGGCUCAUGAACCAAAAAGCUUGCCUUACAUACUUAUCAUCUGUUGGGCACCUUGGAAGGCAGUUUGGACAAACAUUCCAGUGAUCCCAUUGGAUCAGUCGUUCUGUCUAGACUGAUAAUCUAACCUGCCAAGUACAUCUCUGAGUGUAUGGGGUGCUGGCAGAUAUGAGAAUGAGAGAGGCCAGCACUCUCUCCCUCUUCAAUUCCUUGUGGUCCGGCUGAGUUGGACUCACUUUGAUUAACAAGGCCUAUAAUCGAUUAUUAUUUUACACUCACAAAUUUAAAUUGACCUGGACAAACGUUGACACAGCUGGAAUUACACCAAAGCCCCUGAAUAUUUGUUCUCUUGUUUUGAAAGAAGUAGACCCAUUGGAAUAUGCUUUUUAAUACAAGGCUACGGUUCAUAAACUUGGAAGUUGCACUUGGAGAACCACAGAAGCUGUAGAAGGGUAAUGUAUAUUUUUCAGACGAUAACUUCAUCCCCGUCUGAAGGAACUGAUAUUUAAGAUUUCCCACGUGCGUCUCUUGCAUUGCACAGGCCUCUCCGGCAAGAGCAGAGCUGUGCUGUAUGGGUUCCUGCGCAAGGGUUCUGACCCGUGCUAUUGCCAAAUACCUUUGCUCUGCCUGUUCCCGAGCAGCAGAUUAAGCCCAGUCCUUCUCCUCCUCAUGUUUAUCACUGUGUUCCAUGCAUGAGAAACAUCUGUGACCACACGAGUAUGUUUAAUUAUUUAUUAUGAUCAAAUUGCUGGCCUUUAAAUAAACAAACUCUUUUCUGAACUGUGA